Molecule: messenger RNA, 2232 nt
Organism: Corylus avellana
Lineage: Eukaryota; Viridiplantae; Streptophyta; Magnoliopsida; Fagales; Betulaceae
Gene: COL9
Product: CONSTANS-like 9
Molecular function (GO): protein binding; zinc ion binding
Source: RefSeq, a predicted model, not a curated record
CUCAUACAUACACAUACUUUCUCUCACACCCACCCCAUUUCUAUCUUCAUAUCUUUCUCAACAUUCACAGAGAGAAGAGAAGAGAAGAGAGAGAAGAGUGAGAUUCUGGAAAGAUCUUCGUCCCAGGGUUGCUUGGCUUUGUGUACUUUUGCAAUAAUUUAUUUGCAAACUUAGCUCUUACCGAUCUUGUCCACUCUUUUUCGUACGGUUUUUAGGACACUUGGAAGAAUAGUGGUACGUGCAAGGUGCUACUUUUGGUAGGCUGAUAUAUAAUUUGGCUAGAAGAAGUUCAGUAAUUGGAGAAGUAUAGAUUGAAAGAUGGGUUAUUUAUGUGAUUUUUGUGGGGAACAAAGGUCCAUGGUAUAUUGCCGGUCGGAUGCUGCUUGCUUAUGUUUGUCAUGUGACCGAAAUGUCCACUCUGCUAAUGCCCUAUCCAAACGCCACUCAAGAACACUAUUAUGUGAAAGAUGCAACUCGCAACCUGCAUUAGUAAGAUGUGCCCAAGAGAGUGUCUCUCUUUGUCAGAAUUGUGAUUGGAUGGGUCAUGGCACUUCUACCUCAACCUCAACACAUAAGAGACAGCCCAUCAAUUGUUAUUCUGGAUGCCCGUCAGCUGCAGAACUUUCUUCAAUCUGGUCAUUCGUUUUAGAUAUCCCUUCUGUGGGUGAAUCUACUUGCGAGCAGGAACUGGGAUUGAUGAGCAUAACUGAGAACAGUGGAAAAACUGCUUGGGGCCCUACAGAAAACAACAUAACCCAAAAUGUAUCUAGUUCUGUUGAAUUGAAUGAUGUGUGCAGCAUGGAGAAGUCCAGUUUCUGGGUUGGGUCAUCUUCGGUGCCUGAAGUUAACUCUGGGCAUCACAUUCUAGACCAGCCGGGUGGAUUCGCAUAUUCAUCCUUGCCCAAGGUAGGCUGUCCUGGGACAAAAGGUCCUGGACUCUCUGAAGAAAAUUAUCUCUAUGAUGAUUUCGAUAUGGAUGAAGUGGAUUUGGAUCUUGAAAACUACGAAGAACUCUUUGGUGUAGCACUAAGUCAUUCUGAAGAGCUUUUUGAGAAUGGUGGGAUUGAUAGCUUGUUUGGGAUGAAGGACAUGUCUGCUGCUGAUUCCAGUUGUCAGGGUGCAGUUGCUGCUGAGGGGUCGUCAGUUGGACGUGUCAAUGCAACACAGCCAGCAUGCAGCAAUGCUGCAUCUGCUGAUUCAAUGAUUAGUGCCAAGACUGAACCGGUACUUUGUUUUACGGCGAAGCAAGGGCAUUCAAGCCUUUCAUUUUCUGGUCUUACUGGAGAGAGUAGUGCUGGGGAAUAUCAGGAUUGUGGGGCUUCUUCAAUGAUUCUCAUGGGAGAGCCUCCAUGGGGUCCUCCAUGCCCGGAGAGUUCCUUCAAUUCUGCUAACCGUAGUGAUGCUGUUAUGCGUUACAAGGAAAAGAAGAAGGCACGCAAGUUCGAGAAAAGAGUGAGGUAUGCCUCUCGCAAAGCAAGAGCUGAUGUAAGAAGGCGUGUUAAGGGACGCUUUGUCAAAGCUGGUGAAGCUUAUGAUUAUGAUCCAUUGAUCCAAACCAGAAGCUACUGAGAGGGCCUUGGUUUUCAUCAGGAGAAAAUGGUGGAUAUGAAAUGCUGGGUUCAAAUGUUUUAGCAAGAAAGUUCGGGAGCAGAAUUUUGAUCCUCCAUCACACUAUAAAAGGAUUGAUGGAUUGUGACACCAUCCAAAAAAGACCACGCCACCACCCCUAAAGGCUAUGGGUUUUUGUUUCCUUGUCUUUGUGCAGUUACUCUCUAGGAAAGGAUAACCUUAUUGGUUUUUUCCAGCCAUAAUACCGUAAUAAUUAGUAUUUCUUGUAUUCCUUGCUCUGGUCACCUCUAUAAAUGCUGUUGCCAUGGCUGGCAUGGUGGGGGUGGCUGUUCUCUCACAUUUGCCAGGUCAACUAAAAAGCUAGCACUUGUAAUGCUCUCAUUUCUUUUUAAUUUCCCAUGUACAGCGUAGGAUCUUUAUGUUCGCCUAAGUUAGUGUUGUUGUAUCUGCUCAAAACAAUACAAAAAAGAAAAAAAAAAUGUUGUACAUUUCGUGAACAUGUAUAUCACGGGAUUAUAUAUAUGCUUUUGAGAGGAGAUAGUCUAGUGGUUUCACAUCAGUGUAAGAAUUUACUUAUUUUGAGUUGCCAUGAAAGGACUGAAAGAUGGUUUACUUCUCUUGUAUAUUGUAUUUUUGUUCUAAUGACGUGGUCAUUUUGUUCUA